AUGAAUUGCACCGAAGAGUCAAGUCGUCUUGCUGAAACUGAUUUUCUUUCAUCAUUUGCAUUUUGGACAUUAGGAGUCAUCAGUAUUAUUUUGUCGCUUUUUGCCAAUGCAGGAAAUUUAAUUAAUUUAUUUGUUUUAACUCGACGUCA
This is a messenger RNA of Rotaria socialis, 149 nucleotides long. The record is from the annotation of a GenBank genome assembly. NCBI's taxonomy places the organism in Eukaryota, Metazoa, Rotifera, Eurotatoria, Philodinida, Philodinidae.